Molecule: messenger RNA, 363 nt
Organism: Aureobasidium pullulans EXF-150
Lineage: Eukaryota; Fungi; Ascomycota; Dothideomycetes; Dothideales; Saccotheciaceae
Exons: 2
Coding region: 1-363 (120 amino acids)
Biological process (GO): cristae formation
Cellular component (GO): mitochondrial crista junction; MICOS complex
Source: RefSeq, a predicted model, not a curated record
AUGGGCUUCACAACUGGCUUCAUCGGCGGCAUUGCCCUAACAUCCUCAAUCUUCUACAUCUCAUUGAACUUGCACGAGCGAAACCGUUUAUACCAAUCUCACCUCUUGCGCCAGCAAUCAAACGUCUUGCGAAACAUCACAGAUCCCCAGCCCCCAGAGGCACCGCAUACUGCCCGUCAUCUCGUACCUGGUCUGGCCGAUCGUCUGAAGUACCGCUGGAACACUGAGCUGGAAGCUGCCGUGAGAAAGAUUCAACAUUUCAACUGGGAGCAAUGGAGGAGAGAUGCCGAGGACAAGGUGUCUGGUGCCUUCAGCAAGGGCCUGGGUGCUGCUGUUGACGAGGCUGAGAAGAAGACGACCUGA